This is a messenger RNA of Eruca vesicaria subsp. sativa (arugula), 231 nucleotides long. The record is from the annotation of a GenBank genome assembly. Lineage: Eukaryota; Viridiplantae; Streptophyta; Magnoliopsida; Brassicales; Brassicaceae.
AUGCUUUCAAAGAAAGCGACGCAACACGUUAAGCCACUUUAUCGUGCAGCUUACAAAUAUGAGAUUCAGCAUCUACGUGACCUAUGCAGAAACGAGAUUAUGCCAUCUUUUGGCUCUUUGAAUGCUCUUCAACUUCUUGGCUCGCCCAAAUCCCGUUUGACAAAGCCCUCAGUGAUGAUGCCUUCACCCAAAUCUUAUCGUGGAGAUAAUGAAGGCUAUUUCGCCGCCUAG